CCUCCCUCCGCGCACUACGCCUGCUACGACCGGCCAUCGUCCUCAUGCCGUCGACACCUGCCUCCGCCGGCCAGCAACGUCACGCCGUCAUCACGUUCGUCAUCGGAGAAAAUGGAUCCGGCUGAAAUCCUCGCCGCCGUGCAAGAGUUAGAGGAGGAGGGUGAUUAUGAUGGCGAUGAUUACGGCGAGGACAACAAAACCUCGUCACUGAAUAUGGAUGAUCCUGCUGAGGAGAACUACAUGAGUUUGGAUGAAUCUCAUAGUGGCAAUAUGGACGAGGACAUGGACUUUGUGAGGAAUAUUGUGGACGAUGAAAGUGACAAAUCGCGCAUUGAUGCAUCUCAUGAUGACAGCUCCAGCAAAGGAGAUGUAGAUGGUACAAGCGGGAAGGAUGAGCAUGUUGGUGAUGAUCUGUUUAAUUUUGACAUCGGAUUUGAUGAAUAUCAGCAAGAAUCGUUGGACAUGCAUUGGAAGGUCAUGAGGAAGACGUUCAAGUCACUAGGAGAGGCUUACAAUUUCUAUAACCAGUAUGCUUACGAGCGUGGUUUCAGCGUAAGAAAGGACUCAUUAAAAUAUUCGAAAGGUCCUGAGGGAACUAAGCGCUUGAGAAAGUAUCUGUGUGCGAGAGCUGGGAAACGAUAGGCAAAACUUUGUACAAUGGAAGGCAGGACCCGCAGGC
Messenger RNA from Triticum dicoccoides, 679 nucleotides. RefSeq lists its product as uncharacterized. Bases 112 to 642 code for a protein of 176 amino acids. Lineage: Eukaryota; Viridiplantae; Streptophyta; Magnoliopsida; Poales; Poaceae. The transcript has 4 exons. The record is from RefSeq and is a predicted model, not a curated record.